AUGCCAACCGGAAGUCUCGAAGAGGACCCGGGCGUGUUAAAAAGCGGUGUCAUCACCGCGCUAUGGCCACCAUCGAAAUCCAAAAAGAGCUACUACGCCGUACUCGUCGAGCGGGCCCUCGAGCUGCACGAGAGCGAGAAGAACUACCGGCACAAGAAGAAGGCCGCCAAGCACACGAUUGAUCUCUCUGUGGCGUUUAAUGUGCAUACAGAUCAUUUCGACCCAAAAUUGAAGCGAUGCAUGAGUCUGACAGGUCCCGACGACACCCUGCUGAUAAAGGCAGAGAACGACCAGGCGACUGAUGAGUGGUAUUCUGCACUCCUCGAUGCAACCAUCCCGGCGAGGGCCACACGGCUGGGUCGUCCGGUUCAGGCUUUGGAAUUUUUCGAAUAUGUUUGGGACGUCGAAGUGGUCGCUCAACCGAAAUUCAAGAAACCAUUGAAGCCGGAAGAACGGAAUAUUUGUGAAAAGACACCUGGACUGGCCGGGCCGAAACGUCUGUGCUUCUACGCACAUACGAUAAUCCUCUGCAAACGACGCAUCGAACCUGCCACUCAUAAUUUGCCAAACUCUUGUGUUCCACCAUUUUCCAUGGACGAUUUUUUGGAACUUUCGCGACAAUACAUCGCUACCUUCGGAUGCCACGAAAAAUUCUUCAUGAUCAAAAUGGGACGCGGGAGCACGAUGGGUGCGUGUGAACUUUGGGCACAAUGUGAGAGUGAAGAAGUUGCCCGAGACAUCUACGCCAAACUCAACUGCAUCAUCGAACGUGAAGCCGAGAAAAAGAAGAAGCUCGGCAACGGCCCGGUCAUCCAGCAACUACCCUUCCAAUCAUCUCGUCACUACCGAGACCGCCUCAACACCGAGCCGAACAAGCCGAAGACCAGCGGCAGCUUUUCCAGCACAUACCGGGACAGGCGUGUCGGAAGCCCAUCGUCCUUCAACGGCUCUAUCGGCUCACGUAAACCAUCGAAUCCCGGAUUUUACGAUGGUGAGAAGCCGCGUCAAGCUUAUGGAUACGACAAUCCGUUCGUCGCUCGUGCCGUUGGGGCCGGGCCUUCUGGACGAGGGAUGGGAAGCUUUGGAUCGAUUCCGGGAGGGAAAGGACCAUCACGCCGACCAUCGGAAGAAGUCAGCCGUAAAAACACGCCCCGAGAUGGGAAACCAAUCGGUCUCGAAGCACUCGUACGACUCCAGCCAACCUCUUCCCAAUCAACCAUGGAAGAAACUGAAGACAGUGGUGGUACGCUGAGAUUGGAGACCGGAAGUACAAGAGACCCGGACACAAUAUCGAACAACAGCAAACGAUCAUUCGCCGUUGAGGCUAUCAUUGAGCGACGUCAACCGAGCACAUCUGAAGAUACCGACAUUGAGGGCACGUCAAGUUGUAGCAGUACAAUGGGAGUGCAGCCGGCUGAAGAUUACGCCCAAAUGGAGGCAGCCGAAUGGAUGGUAGAUGGAACAACAUACCUAAAGCCUAAAGACCGUCAAUUCCAUUUGGAUGAAGUUCGCAGCUACGUAUCCGAUAGUUCUGAUAGCUGCUAUUCCAGUAUGGCCAACAACCCCGGGGCUACAUUAAACAAGCCAGGCCACCAACCCCCGAGGGCCUACUCGUUCGGUGCCCGAACGGUCCCCCAAGCAGCCAAAGAACUCGGAGUAUCAAGCGGUGGCCAAGUGACCUCUGCUGAUUCUGGAGCUUCCCUCGAAAGUGCUUCAAAGGAGGCUCUCGCUCGUUCCGGCCUACUUGCUCCCCAGGACACUGCCGACCCACGCCAACGUGCCUUCUCCCUGGGCAGCAAGAAUCUAUUUAUCCGGCCAUUAAGGAAGCUCAGCCAGCAUGCCAACCGCUCCACACGGCACUCACAGACCACGGCGUCUGGGGCGUCGCUGGCGAGCAGCAGCAAUGCGAGCAGCACUGGGCAACCGACGGCGUCGAGCAGUACGCAUCAGAUCAGCUACAGCAACAUUUCGGCCGCAGAACCUGAAGGGCGGAACCGCUCUGGAUCUUUUGGAUCUGGGAGAUCGACUCCUUUCAACAAGCGAGGAGGAUCGGUCGGCGGAUCUGGAGUUGUCGAACGUGGACCACAAUCUCACGACCAUUUGGUUGAGAUUGAUUUUGGAGGUGGAGUCGGAUACACGGGCAGCGGAUCUGUGCACAGCAUCGACAGUCCUAGCCGAUCCCGAGCUUCAUCAAUUGGUACCAAGAAUGAAGUGCAGUCCCCAGCUCAACCACUACCGCCAGGACAAACUAUCGUGACUGUACAGCAGCUACCCGCAACACCCCAGCAAACGGCUCUUCCCCCACUUCCGGAGCCCGUCAAAGAAUCGCCAGAGUCGAAGCUGUCCCCUGAACCGCAGAGCCCGAAACGUGAAGAAGCACCUCCGCUUGAAGAACGUGCUUCGAAGCAACAAGUACCACCUGCUUUGCCGCCAAAAACGAAUCUACCUACUCGUAAUGCCAGCAAGAGCCAUCAUGAGCUGAAAGUGCGACAGGGGAAAGAUUACGGCGACUACGUACCGACUCAAAUCAACGACCCAGCGGUCUUUGUCCAAGCCGGUGCUGCAGAAGAAGUGGCCGCAUUGGUCGGACAGCCCCACCCAACCAGCAUGCCCAUCGAACUAAACCGACAAGCUUUCGAAACAAUCCAAGAAACAGCUAGUGGCAAUAACUCCCGAGCUUCCUCCAGAACGUCACUGAACAAAUUGUGCAUCAAUGAUGAUGAGGACAGUUAUGCUAUGAUGGAAUCCCGGGAGCGGGAGGUCGAACGAGCAGUGGCGCGAUCGCCAUUCGCUCCUAGCCCUAGGGAGCGGAGCAAUAGCAGAGAUCGAGGAGGACAUCAUGCGAGAACCCCGAUUUCUGAUGAUAAUGAUGACUACGUCGGCUUCAUUGCUAGCUCCCGUAACUCUACAAACGAUCCGACCUCGGUAGAUGACCAUCGACUCACAAUCUCCCCAGCUGUCACCCGAGCUUUUGUCGCAAAGCCACAAGGCCAAAUGACAGCACCAAGUGAUGCUCUCUGCAAGGCCAGCUCGGUGCCUUUGCAGAUGAAUGAGGGUGUCUCAGCCUCUGGGAUUAAUUACGCUAUGCUACAGGUCAACCCUGAAGCAAAAUCUCAAUCCUGUCAACCGCGACGCUCUCGCUCUCGGAGCGGGGCGAGCCCGACACGUUUCGGCUCUCGUACGUCAUCUGCGGUCCCCACCAGCCCGCCUGAAGAUAGGCCUGAAUAUACCAUACUUGAUCACAGUCAAUCC
Mesorhabditis spiculigera is the source of this 3252-nucleotide messenger RNA. The record is from the annotation of a GenBank genome assembly. NCBI's taxonomy places the organism in Eukaryota, Metazoa, Nematoda, Chromadorea, Rhabditida, Rhabditidae.